Messenger RNA from Haliotis rufescens (red abalone), 5921 nucleotides. RefSeq lists its product as uncharacterized. Gene Ontology annotation, molecular function: protein binding. The transcript has 7 exons. NCBI's taxonomy places the organism in Eukaryota, Metazoa, Mollusca, Gastropoda, Lepetellida, Haliotidae. The record is from RefSeq and is a predicted model, not a curated record. Bases 1271 to 3250 code for a protein of 659 amino acids. Gene Ontology annotation, biological process: signal transduction.
UGGGAUACUGGCGUGCCCAAGGGACGCAACUCUGCACAGCGAAUUGCGGUGCCUAAGACGACUGGGCCACCCUUGGCCCCAAUUCUGCAAGAUUUUAGGAUCGUAACGCGGUACAGCGACCCUUAUGGUGGCACAGUGACCCUUUCGGGGUUGAAACGAUUUUAUUGAAGUUUAAUAAGGAUUUAAAUUUGUUUUUACUGUGCCAUAAGUAGCUACCAUAACUUCUCAGAAAGUUUUAUAGAAUGUGUAACCGUAUCUAAGACGCAUGUCGAAAAGAUUGACACAUAUUGCGUACAACUGAAGUUGGUUUUUUUACAAGUGAGUAACAACCUGUUAACACAAUACAACUGCACUUAAGCCAUAAACGAGGUCCUUAUCUCAAAGGCUGCGGGAUUUUGCCAGAAGCUGUCUGCUCUUUCAGUAAAAUAAUGAUUUAUUAGAACCGUGGAUCGAUCUUGAAUGCCGAAAUCGAUAAGGUUUAUUGAUUUCGGAUAUCUCUAAGGCCACUCUUUUUUUAGUUGCUUUACGUAUAUUUUUUUCAGGAAAAUACCUGUGGCCAGGUGGGGAAAACAGCACUUUACUUUUUUAUAGUUUUCUCCUCCUCAGCAUGUUGGCUGGUAUUAAAAAUAAAAAUGGUUUAAUUUGGGAGGAGAGCCUGCAACACAGCUGUUGCUUUAAUAAUAAUAAUAAUAAUAAUAAUAAUAAAAAUAAUAAUACAAAUAGUAAUAAAAAAUAAAUAUAAAAAAUAAAUAAAUAAAAUAAUAAUAAGCAGAAGAAGAAGAUAAGAAGAAGAAGAAGCUAGAAAACACAUAUCCAAUAGAUUCCAACUAUAUCAUGAGCAUGUGUUUAUGAAUUACUAUCAAACAGUAAUGAUAUCAGGUGUUCGCGGAAAGGGGAGCGUGGCAUGCCCCUUGCAGGAACAAGAAAUUUUGUUUUGACUCCCAUGUUAAUAUAUGUCAACUUCAGUGCGCCCUUGUUUGGAAAAUUAAUAUUUAUGUGCAAUAUACUAUCAGCUCAUCAGCGGGAUAAACAAAACAAAAGCAAAUUCCGAUUUUUAUUCCAGAAAAAUGUACAGUCGCGGACCAGUUAAGCAAGUAAAAUAGUGCGGCCUAAGUUGCUACUAGGUACGCAACAUGAAACCUUCUGAGAGGUAUUUGAUAAGAACAAACAUAAAGUUUGCAGUGGAGGCGACGCGAGGAGAGAGUGCCUCGUUACAAUCUGGAUACUUGUCAGGGCCGAAAUACUGGCGCAAGACCUGAAAACAUCAACCAUGGCGAGUGACGAAGAUGUGACGAAAUUAGACCUGAUUGGUCAGACCCAGGAAAAGCAAGGUUUGUUCUCUCAGUUCAAAGAACGUUUGAAAACUAUCCUCGGUCUUCCAACACAAAGAAAGGACCCUAACGUUGACGUGAAGGUUCUCCACUCCGCGGAACGCGACGAGUGCUUGGAUCAGCUUGGACUCCACCAGGAUCAGCUGUUGGUGUCCGAUGUGUACAGGGUUGUCCAGAGUCUCCAGACUCUGCCUCCAGAUGGGGAGCUGAUUGUUCCCCUGGAGAUGCCAGAACGAUCCAUUCCACCCCAAGUGUUGUACACGUUUACGUACUGUAUGAAGAUUGGCGGACAAUGGCACCUGGAACCGGCAGAAUACAAGGAAGGCGGCUGUGUAUAUGGCAAGCUGACAGAGAUGGACGUGUUUUGUGUGACGGCGGAGUUAAAACCGGAAUAUGCCACAGUGGGGCCGAAAGGUCACAAGUUUGUCUCUGAGAAGGACGAGAGAAUUGCCAUUGACUUCCCAGAAGAUUCUUUGAAGAAGGAAACGAAGUUGAAAAUUGUUACGGACAUCGUCGACCAGCAGCGGUUUGAGGAAUACAAACGUGAUAAUGAAAAGUUCCGCUGUAUAGUUGGGUUCACCAACAUUCUCACAGUGCAUCCACCGAUGAAGCUCCACACAGAGGCUAACAUACGCCUUCCUCUCGAUGGCGACUUUGUGAAGGGGCAUGGCAGGGUCAUGUUUCUACACUGGAAAAAGAAUGACGACGCCGAUGAUGACGAAGACGAAGACGACGUUACCGUCGUUAACGUAUCCCCUAUGAAACAGGGAGGAAAUUCCUACACGAUCCCAGUGAAAAGUUUCAGCGGGUAUUGCUGUGUCGCCGUCCAACCUCACAGUCCUAUCAGAGAGAUAGUCAGAGCGGCCAAACACGCCAUCGGGAAGCUGAAUCUGUGUGUUCUCCUCACCUUCCUUGACUAUGACCAACAUCUGAGGGUCAACUACAUCCUAGUUGACUGCGUGGAGUUCACCAAGGUGGACAGAGCUGUCGAACUACACACCAACGAUGGCAUGACAGAGAUCAAGCACAGCAGAUCAAGGGACAUCGAACUCAGGGACAGAACUAAAAUCAAACUAGCUCUGGGUGGAUGCAUUAAGCUUCAUGACAAGGCAUUUGCAACAAAUUCUUUUUAUUUCAACCAAAUGUCCAGAACCAAUAAAGUGGUCAUCCCCUUCACAUCCACGGGGGAGGAUGGCAGCUUGCGGUUCUACUGGGGCCAGCAUGAUCACAAGGUUCACUUUCCCCUGGAGUGGAAGAAGGCCGCCAACAAGAAGCCAUCCACGAGGCAAAGGCCCGCCAAGAAGAACCAACGUUCUAUGAGUGCCAUAGGCCACCGGGGUACAGAAGUUUCUUCCAGAGAGAGAAAAUAUUCCCAAACCCAGGAACCUUCGAUCGAGGCUUCAAUUCCACGGAAACCAUCAGUUAUUGCCAAGCAUCCCCUUCUGACGGAUAAAAGCCUGGCAGCCUUGGCAGAUACCUUACCGUAUUCAGAAUGGCGAAAUGUUGGCCUCGAACUCAACUUUCCCACAGACGCUAUCACCACCAUAUUUGACAGGGCUGACAAGAUUCGAUCCAACCCAGGACUCGAGCUUCUCACUGAGUGGAGACGGAGGAAUACUGAAAGGGACACCGACAAGCUCAUGGAUGACCUAACUGAUGCAUUUUCUGAACUCAAGCGGAACGACAUCGCGGAAGUUGUUGCAGCAGCAAGGCAACAAGUGCGUCCCAUACGAAGAAGUGACCUGGACUGUAUUCUGGCGUCUCCUCGUUCACCGAUGAGUCCAAUGUCGACCUUCGGGUCUGAGGUGUCAUUUACCAGCGAUGAGACUGACAGUGUCUUCCAAUCGGGUCGUUGGUCGUCGGCCUCCAAUCAAAAUCCAUUCCUCUCUGGCGUCACUCAGCACGACUCGGGCCAAUAGGACCCCGACGAUCACUGACAGGAAUCCAUGUUGAAUCUAGUUUCGUGUACGUGACUAUAAAACUGUAGAACACAAACUGGCCGUCAUGAACCUUAUAUGUCUGUUCUAAUUAUUUCCGUUUACUUUUGUCUUCGAAUCAAAGUGUCCGAUUUCUGAUUCUGUUUAAAAAACGGCUGUCGUGAUAACAACGGACUAUCUGCAUCUGCAGCGGGAUUUGGUAUUACGGGCUUACAUUGAAUUCACUCCUAAAUUGAUGUCGAGUAGUGAUAUUGUAGGUAGCGGAAUAAACCGAGAGGACCCGAAGACGAACGGGUAAGAAAGUCAUCAGAAGUUGACCUUGAGGAGAAUCUAGACCAGGAGCAGCUGACAUCAUGGCUUAAUUCAUGACAAUGAAAACCCAUUGUGUCUGUCUGUAAUCUCUAUGUGUCAUGAUAUCAAUCUUGAGAUAAGUAAUGAACACAAUCACAAACAAAUCCGUCUUACUUUCAUACAGGGCAUAUAACAAUCUAGAAGUGUAAAUUAGAGCUGUGAAUGUUAUGAAUGCGAUAAACCAUGUCUCAAAGUGAUGCUAUAACAAAGUAUUUUUAGCUGAAUAAUUAUUUCAUGUAUCCACAGCACUGUAUGCACUGAUUGUACAUAGACAAAUAAUGUCCGACUGAUGAUUAUACAUUGUGCAUGGUUGUAUAUUGACAAAUAAUAUAGCGCUGAUGAUCAGACAGUGUGCGCCAUUUGUAUAUAACUUUUUAAUGUCCGACUGAUGAUUAUACAUUGUGCAUUGUUGUAUAUUGACAAAUAAUAUACCGCUGACGAUCAGACAGUGUGCGCCAUUUGUAUAUAACUUUUUAAUGUCCGACUGAUGAUUAUACAUUGUGUGUGGCUGUAUGUAUUGACAAAUAAUAUAGCGCUGAUGAUCAGUGUGCGCCAUUUGUAUAUAUCUUUUUAAUGUCCGACUGAUAAUUAUACAAUGUGCAUGGUUGCAUAUUGACAAAUAAUAUACCGCUGAUGAUCAGACAGUGUGCGCCAUUUGUAUAUAUCUUUUUAAUGUCCGACAGAUGAUUUUACACUGUGCAUGGUUGUAUAUUGACAAAUAAUAUACCGCUGAUGAUCAGACAGUGUGCGCCAUUUGUACAUAUCCUUUUGAUGUCCGACUGAUGAUAAUACAUUUUGCGUGGUUGUUUUGACGAUUAGUGUACAACCUGGUGGAUCCGACAUUGUGCAAGGUUGAAAACCGACGAUUUAUAUCAGAAUUGUGUUCAUAGUUAUACAAUGAUUAUUUAACGUUUGUCGCGCUUGAAAAAAUACAGUAAACUACGUUAUAACAAACACGCUUAUAACGAACUGACGGAUAUAACGAACUUAUUUUUACUCCCGACCAUUUGUUGUAUAUAUGCUGUAUGUAUGCUUAUAACGAACUACGGUUAUUACGAACUACAAUUAGUGGUCCCCUCGAGUUCGUUAUAACCGUAGUCUACUGUAUAUGAUUAUGAUUUCCUUGUACUGUUUACUGUAGGCUUUAGUCCAUGCUUUUUGUAGCCCAAGGAUUUGGUUUGGUGUUUUGGUCUGUAUAUGUGUAGUAUUUGAACAGCCGCAAUUACCUGUAGUGAGCGCUUAUCCUGUCAUGGAACAAAUUUAUGCGUCACUCUUAUUUCUUUUUUUAGGGUCACUGGGGUAGCCCAGUGCUUAAAACGUUAGCUUGUUACCUCGAAGACUCGAUUCGCAAAUCGGAACAAUGGGAUAUUAGCGGAAAACAAUAUUCGCUUUUUAUGUGGCUUACUUAGACAAGAGUUUCGUCUUUAUGUAUACAUGUAGCAUAAUAUAUUAAUCGUAACGUAUGAUAAGGGCCCUCUGUGGUCUAUAUGAUCUGUACCAUUUGAGAAAUGAGCAAAAUAGACUGCGUGAAGCCUUUACUUCCGAGGCGGACCUUCUGGGGUCAUGUAUACAAAGACAAUGCUUCACUUCACUUCACUUUUUAUUUCAGUGCUUGUAGGCCACGGGCCUUUUUGUACACACGAAAUACAAUCUAGGUGCAAACAGUAUAAGAUAUAAUACACAUUUCUUUGCUUUUGAACAAAAGCAGUUUUAACAUAAUUGCACAUUUUACAUGAUGGAGUAUUUGUGUUCUUACAACAUUGGCAUAAAACAUGAAUACGUUGCUGUAUUCAUAUUGAUAAUAGGGUCUUGCUAUGACAGUAGUGUAUUAAACUUCAGAAUAUUAUGUAUUAAAGACAAUACAAACAUAUGCUAACAUGGACAUUAAUGUUGGCGUUGCCAUUCGGUCUGCAACGGCUCUGGUGACACGCCCUUUCAUGAUAGAGGGUGCACUGUUGCAGUAUACUUUAUAAGAACGUUUCGGAGAGUGUACAGUUGACCACCAGUAUUGCUUAUGCAUGGGGUGCGGUCGGGUAGCCUAGUGGUUAAAGCGUUCGCUCGUUACGCCGAAGACCCGGGUUCGAUUCCCGACUUGGGUACAAUGUGUGAAGCCCAUUUCUGGUGUCCCCCGCCGUGAUAUUGCUGGAAUAUUGCUAAAAAACCAAACUCACUCACUCACUCACUCACUCACGCGUAUGCAUGGCAUGUAUGUCUUCACUGGGGCAGUGGGUAGUGAGAUUGUAAACAGGUUGACUAUCAUCAUGGUAAAAAUACAUCAUAAAUAAAUAAUAUAUCCACUUAA